Vicia villosa (hairy vetch) is the source of this 3074-nucleotide messenger RNA. Its product is annotated as protein DETOXIFICATION 12-like. Gene Ontology annotation, molecular function: antiporter activity; xenobiotic transmembrane transporter activity. NCBI's taxonomy places the organism in Eukaryota, Viridiplantae, Streptophyta, Magnoliopsida, Fabales, Fabaceae. Gene Ontology annotation, biological process: xenobiotic detoxification by transmembrane export across the plasma membrane. The record is from RefSeq and is a predicted model, not a curated record. The coding region runs from base 1532 to 2785 and encodes 417 amino acids. The transcript is spliced from 7 exons. Gene Ontology annotation, cellular component: membrane.
CAGGUCCAAUGGUUGCUAUAGGUUUGUCACAGUAUUUGUUGCAGGUUGCUUCAAUCAUAAUAGUUGGUCAUUUGGGUGAACUCCAACUCUCUAGCACCGCCUUAUCCAUCUCCUUCACCACUGUCACUGGUUUCAGCUUUCUGGUACUAUCAACUUACUUCAUAACCAAUAUUUUCUUGCCUAAUUAGUCUUAGUAAUUUCUAUUGUUUUUUUAUUAGUUUUGAUCCCUCUGAAAAUAUGGUGACUUGAGUUAGGGAACCCUGUGUCAUCCAGUCAGGGUCGCCUAUGUGGGACACAUUAGUCCUUUGUCGGCUCUCUGAGUCUUGGUUUCUUGAUGGUUGGAUUUGCCCAUUGACAUUCUUCAUGUUGAUCAUUCGGUAUAUAUAUUGAGGAUUUCUUCUUCCUUGUUUUUCUUUCAUUCUUAAAACUUAUAUGUUUUAUGUGUUUCUUUCGCAUUCUUAAUAUUCCCUCAGAGGACGCGCUAAAUGAUAUAGUAUGACCUUUUUCUUUUAGUGCUGUUGAUGGUGAUGAAUCUGGUAAUGAACUCUGGUGUGUUGGUCUUCAUAAUAUGUUCGAUGGUUGGGGGUACUUGCAAACACUUCGAUAUGCUCUAGGAUUUUGAAGCCCUAGUGUCUUUUGUCAAAUUGUCAGGGACAAUUGUCUUAGAAUACAUGUGUUACAAGAUUCCAGAGUAGCAUCUGACGGUCUCUAGGGAACUAGUGAGCUCUGAUCAGGUGUACUGCUAGGGUAGAACCAUCUUAAGGUUCUGAGGUACUAGAACUUUUUCGGAGACAAUUGCUUCAGGGUGAUGUCGCUAAUGGAUCUAGUUGUCUAUCUAACCUGAGGGCCGUUAGAUAAAUUCGACGGGGUAGAUGGACAGAUGGCCGGUUAUCUGAACCCACAUACUCGGUGCUAUGAUGCUAGAUUGAUUGAAUUUUGGCUCAAACCAGAACAUUAAGAUUGAGUUAGGUUCAACCACAAUUCUAAAAGAUCUAGAGUCUAUUGAAUCGGAUCACCCACAAUUUAUAUUCACACCAAUAGUGGUGGGCGUGAAAAAGUGUACUAAAAAAAUUCAAAUUCAAUAUAAAUUAUAUAUAGAACUUGAAAAUAGUUUAUAAAAAGUGACUCUCUCUUAUAAUUGAAUUUUAUAAUAUUAAGUUAGACCCAACCACAGAAAAUAUAAAAUAUUGUUACUGAAAUUCUAAACCAAGGAACACUCUUAUUUCCAUACAGAUCAUAUACUCAUAAUUGCUUUAAGUCUAAUGUGUUCCCUUUUCAGCCUAUGAAAAAUUGAAAAUUAAGUUCUGAACCUUCAAUGUAUAGGUCCAUUUUCUCAAAGUACUAUUUUUUUUCUUUCUUAUAAACCCGGAACAAUCAUCCAAUUUUACCAUCCCUACCCCAAAACAAAACAAAAAAGCUCUAACUACUAUUUUUUCUUCUUCUGAAUCAUCAUAAAAUUUCAUCUUUAAAAAAAUGACUUUUCCGAAAUGUAUAUCAGAAAUCCAUAUUAUAAAUACAUGUUUAACAUACUAUGGCAAACUUUGUAGGACAUGUGAGAAUUGAACCCAAUUCCGCACUAGGCAUAAGGAGGGGAAUGUCUAGUGGACUAGAAACCACAUGUGGACAAGCUUAUGGAGCAAAACAAUAUCAAAGAAUAGGAAUGCAAACAUACACAGCUAUCUUUUCUCUCUUAUUGGUUUGUAUUCCAAUAUCUUUCAUUUGGAUCAACAUUGAAAACAUACUUGUUUUCACUGGACAAGACCCUCUCAUUGCACAUGAAGCAGGAAGAUUCACAAUUUGGCUUCUUCCUGCACUUUUUGCAUAUGCAAUAUUGCAGCCACUAGUUAGAUAUUUUCAAAUACAAAGUUUGCUUCUUCCAAUGCUUUUAAGCUCUUGUGUCACUCUUAUUUUCCAUAUACCUCUUUGUUGGGCUAUGGUUUUUAAGACAGGAUUGAAUAACGUUGGAGGAGCAAUUGCAAUGAGCAUUUCCAUUUGGUUAAAUAUGAUUUUUCUUGGAUUGUACAUGAGGUACUCUUCGUCAUGUGCAAAAACUAGAGCUCCAAUUUCUAUGGAGCUGUUUCAAGGAAUUUGGGAGUUUUUGCGCUUUGCUAUACCUUCUGCAGUAAUGCUUUGCCUUGAAUGGUGGUCAUUUGAGUUAAUGGUCUUACUCUCUGGGCUGUUACCAAAUCCUCAACUCGAAACUUCAGUUCUAUCAGUUUGUCUCAAUACGAUUGCAACUCUCUUUAUGAUACCAUAUGGGAUUAGUGCUGCAGCAAGCACGAGAGUUUCAAAUGAAUUAGGAGCUGGCAAUCCAUUUGAAGCACGUGUUGCUGUGUUAGGCGCCAUGUCACUUGCACUCAUAGAAGCAAGUAUAGUGAGUGGAACCCUUUUUGCAUGCCGUCAUGUUUAUGGUUACAUUUUCAGCAAUGAUAAGGAAGUUAUUGAUUAUGUCACUGUCAUGGCUCCUUUGGUUUCUAUAUCUGUUAUAUUGGACAGCAUACAAGGUGUUCUCACAGGGAUUGCUAGAGGUUGUGGUUGGCAACACCUUGGAGUUUAUGUGAAUCUAGGGGCCUUCUACCUCUGUGGGAUUCCUGUUGCUGCUGCAUUGGCAUUUUGGGUUCAAGUGGGAGGGAAAGGACUUUGGAUUGGUAUACAAGUUGGUGCUUUUGUUCAAUGUGUUCUUCUUUCUAUUAUAACAAGUUGUAUAAAUUGGGAGCAACUGGCAAUAAAGGCUAGACAGAGGCUAUUUGAUGUUGAAUUUUCAGCAGAGAAUAGAUUGGUAUGAUAUGAUUGAGCAUAUAUGUCUUGGUGUAUCUGACUAGGAAUAUCAGAAUACUAUUCCAAUGAUAAUAUACAAAAUGUUGAACAAUUAAUCAAUUUUACGAGCACUGGUGCAAUGAACUCCAAUUGCUAUUUAUUAGGGGUGGCAAUAAAAUCCAUUAAGGGAAAAUCCAUCCAAUCCAUCCAAUAAUUUAUCCAUCCAAUCCAUCCAUCAACCAAAUAACUACUUAAUGGAUUGGAUUCAAUCCAUCCAUUUAACUAUAUGGAUGGAUUCAAUCCAUCCAUCUCAUUUA